AUGGCAAAUUUCACAGUGUGUUUAGGACACUUUUGUGAAGUUCAUGGGCCAUGUUCAAUAAUUUCUACCCAAAUAUCUAAAACCAAAAAUAUAUUGAAGACUAAAGCUUCUAAUUUACAAACUUGUCAAUCGUGUCAAUUAUCCUUACCUAAUGAUGUCAAUAAUAUCGUUACUAAAUCCAAGAAUGAAUUCUUUAUUUCAUCACAAUAUCCCAGUAAUCAAGAUCUUUAUAGGUCAUUAACUAAAUUAAUAAUGAAAAUUUUAUCAGUUGAAACUUCGGAUAUUUCCAAACCUUUGUUCUUGGGUGAUAAUGCAAAUGGUUUUACAUUAACCAGAAUCUUUAAAAUCAAAGAUUUAAAUGCAAGAGGUGGUGAACGAAAAUAUUGUUUGAUGAUUGUUAGUGAUGAAGAGCAUAAAAUAAUGAAAAAUUGGAGAGUUUCUUCGAAUUAUCUUAAUGAAAUAAUUGAUUUCCUUCAAUCUAAAGUCAAUAAGAAUGAUAAUUCAAGUAAAGGUAAUAAUAACGAUAAUUAUUUAAGAAGGUCAUUAGUGAAACCUAAAUCAUUAAUUGAAUUAUGUGGAGAUAAACAAAUAUUCAUUAAACUUCACCUAAGUGCUAUUGAACUUAUCAAAGAUAUCAAAUAA
Yamadazyma jaroonii is the source of this 642-nucleotide messenger RNA. Lineage: Eukaryota; Fungi; Ascomycota; Pichiomycetes; Serinales; Debaryomycetaceae. The record is from the annotation of a GenBank genome assembly.